AUGGAAAGAGGCAAAGCCGGCGAUCAGGAGUUUUACCUGCGAGCUUUCGACGAAGUUGGUAACCUGUUCGCCAGUUCUGCGAAAGUUCGCAUCUCCCUCUCGUACCACCCGCGACCGGGAAGCGCAACCCCCACUGGCGGAAACACCCCCGCUUCUAAGGCACGCGGAACGCCCUCCAGCGCAAAGGGGAACAUUCUCGGGCGCGCGCUCACCGCAGCAUUCUCCCGCAUCUCCGCGGAGAGGGCUGCGGAAAAGGGAGCGGAAAAGGGCGGCGGCGGCAGUGGAAUCACGGGCUCUCCCGCGGGAACCCCAAUCCGCGCGCAGUCGUUUUCCCGCGUCCACCCGGAGACCUUCAGCAGCGCCGGAGGAGUGGGAGGUGGAGGGGGAGGGGGAGGGGGAAUGCCCGGAGGAACUCCUACCGGAACGCCCGCGCGCAUCCGCGGAGAGGAAGGGGGGCUUCUAGCAGGGGGGGCGACAGUGCUAGGCACUCCAGGGGGGGCUGUCACUGGUGCUGGAGCUACUCCGGUGGCUACACCUGGGAAUACUCCUGGGAUCACACCUGGGAAUACACCUGGCUGGGCGUUGGCGAGCUUACGACUAGCGAACUUGACGUUCACGCCUGGGAUUCAAACGCGGGAGGCCAUGUCGUCGCAUGGCCCUAGCACGCUGCAGCGGUCGCGGCCCAUGUCGCCAAGGUCGCCGGCGUCGCCCAGGUCGCCCAUGUCGGAGGUGCGCGACGGUCUGCGACACGGGCUGGACCUGGUGCAGGCGCUGCGCGAAGUUACCGAAGGAGGGGCAAAAUUCGCGAACGCGAGUAACAAGAAGCAGAAGUCGAAAUCGGGGCCGUUGAGCGUGAACCAUCCGUACAUGAUGGAAGCCGUGGAUCUACAGCGCAAGCAUAAGUAUAAAGCGCAAUCCGGCCCGUUAUUCGAUAGCGGAGACGCCUAUGACGCGGAUGGGGGAGGCUCCGGAACCUGCAGCCCGUACAGCUCCCGCCGCCCCGCGUCCUCCUCCCCCCCGAGGCACGUGCGCAAGAUGAUCCUCCCCCACCGCUCCGCCACUCCGCCCAUGUCCUUCCGCGAGGCCCCGCAACCCCCGCAUUCGGGAGGGGGAUUCAUCCUCGGUAGAAGCGCUCCGCUAAACCCAGAAGCUCUUGAUCUUUGGGAAGGAGGGGAGCCACCUCCAGGGGUAUUUACCUCGAGAUCUGGGCCGUUACGGUUGCAGGGUAAUUACUCGGGAUAUCAACCGACGUCGGGGCCUCUACCCACCACGACGUCUCUAAUGAAACUCGACUCGUUAGACACUCCGCCGACUCUUCCCCCUCCCCCGUCUCUCCGCGCUAUGCGGCGCGGAGGGGGCGGGCUGUUCUCGCACUCGAUUGUUAGCGGGAGUGCUUAUAGCGGGGCUGCGUUAAGCGGGGGGGCGUUUAGCGCGGGAGCGGGGAGCAUGCAGGAGACGAACAGCUCGAGCGGCUGCCACGUGGGAUCCACGGGCGAUGACGUGUCAUCUGGUAUGGCAGGCUCGGGGAUGGCAGGCUCGGGAGUGACAGGUUCGGGAAGGAUGCUUCGGCGGCAGGGAUCCGGCGGCCGGGAAGGGCCGGGCGGACGAUCAGGAGGAAGCAUGGGGGCGGUUACAGGCGGAGGGACGGGGGGAAGCGGAGGGACGGGGGGAAGCGGAGGUAUGGGGGCAUCUGUGGGGCCAGUGACAGGCGAGUUUGGCAGCUUCGCAGGCGGGUUUGGGGCGGACGGAUUUGGCAGCUUCUCCAGCCUGGCUUCUCAAGGGUCUGUGAAGGCCCCGCUACAUUCACAAGGCAGCUUCAGCGGCGUUCACGGCGCGAGUGUUAAUGGUGCAACUUCCUCCUCCGGCCGAGGAAUGCCUGAGAGCCUGCAGCGCGGGGGAAGCGGGGGGAGCGUGCAAGUCGAGGGUGGGGGGGAAGCGGAAGGGGCGGGAGGGGGUGGAGGGGAGGCGUUGGGAUUGGCAGGAGGGUAUGCCGGCAGGGAGACGGUGGGGGGCGAAGGAUUUCCGGUGCCAGCGGGCUUAGAGGCUCAGAAUGACGUGGCGCUGUUUCUGCCAGAGGGGCGAACCUUCGAGGAAAUGCUGAUGGAGGAGGAGAGACACGAGCAACAGAUGGCACAGGCACAGCAGCCUUUAUCAGCAGCAAGCCCCCACCACCGAGCUGCCUAUACGUGCCUCAGCGACAACCAACAAAAGACAGCGGACGCCGGCCAGCCACCAGUCAGCCCGGUCAACCAGGUCAACCAGAAGACACAGCAGAACUACCAGCAGCAGCAGCAGCAGCAGCACGGAUUAAGCAUUAUCCCGGGAGUGGUGAAUGUUGACACGGCACAGCCAUUCUCCCCCCCCUCUGACGUCCCUCCCUUCAGCGCGUUUGAUGGUGCUCUCUCCAACCCACCUUCCGUAGGCAGAGGAGAACCAGCAGCAGCACCAGCAGGAGGAGCUGCAGCAGUUAUUGCUGCCAGCAAUGCGGGCAGUGCUCCUGUUGUUGGUGGCAGUGUGGGUGGCAGGGGGAUAGGCGGUGGUGUUGGUAGUGGCAUUGGGAGGUCUGGCUUGGGUGGUGGUGGUGUGGGCGGAUGUGGGGUUAAUUCUGGUGUCAGUAAUUUGCAGCAGCUGCAGCAGCAACCAUACCAGCAGCAGCAGCAGCAGCAGCAGCUGGGUCAGAAGGAGGGUGAGCAGGAGGGGCAUGUGAUGGGCAUGUGGAAGGUGUACGACAACCAGCUUGUCUCUGAGAACCAGCUACUUUCACACAACCAAAACAUACUACCUUCCAGCAUCCACCCACCUACCCCCCUUUCAUCUCCUGGGUUUGGCAUGGCGGCAGGAGCAGCAGGGAGUCCCUUGCGUCGAGCAAGGGGUGUUGGGCGGAGGACAAUUGGAGCGGGCGUGGGUGGGGGUAUAGGAGGGUCCAUGGGAGGAGGAAUGGGAGGGGCGAUGGGAGGAGGAAAGGGAGGGUUGGGAGGAAGAAUAGGAGAGAGACACAGUGGGAUCGAAGGUGGUGCUGCUGCCACUGCCAUAGCUCCUGCUGCUAACACGGCAGCACCCAUGGCUGCAAUGCAGUAUGCUUGA
Messenger RNA from Closterium sp. Naga37s-1, 3084 nucleotides. NCBI's taxonomy places the organism in Eukaryota, Viridiplantae, Streptophyta, Zygnematophyceae, Desmidiales, Closteriaceae. The record is from the annotation of a GenBank genome assembly.